AUGCUAGUGCUACUCAUCAUAAGCGUGAUAGUUUUACUCCUUCUCUAUGUCAAACUCAAAUAUUACACUCUUCGCGGUCCUAUACCAGGCCUAUCGCCACAUUUUUUGUUCGGAAAUUUAAUUCAAUCGGGUAUGUUGCUACAGGGUAAAUCUCCAGUUGAAAUCUUCUCAGAAUUCAAGUCUCGUUACGGAGAUAUUUUUCAAUUUUGGUUUGGUCCUACUCGUUACAUUAUUGUUAGCAAUGCCAAUGAUAUUCAACAUAUAUUUACCAAUCGACAUAUUUAUGAUCAAGGCAAUAUGUUUAUUGAACAAUUUUCUACUCUUUUUCCAAAUGGAUAUAUUACUUUAACAGGCUAG
Rotaria socialis is the source of this 357-nucleotide messenger RNA. The record is from the annotation of a GenBank genome assembly. Lineage: Eukaryota; Metazoa; Rotifera; Eurotatoria; Philodinida; Philodinidae.